GAGAGAUUUGUUUAAUAAUGUUUAGUUUUAAAAAAUGUAAUUAUUAUUAUUGAGGAAAAACUAGCAAAAUGCUGUAAAUAAAAAAUGUAAAUAUAAGAAAUAGUGAAUAAAGGUUAGACACAGGAAACUACAGGAUGCACAGUAAAAAUAAUCACGUAAUUCAUUUAAUUGUGGGUGAUCGCGAGUGCGCAUGCGCAGAGCUGUAAGGGAUUAAUAGUGCACUAAUAACGCUGAGCUCUUCACACGGAGGCGAGGAGAAACACCGCUAAUGACAAAAUGGCAUCAGUUAACGAGCUACAUUAUGGACACAGAGACUCUGUGGAUCAGAACUUUGAUUACAUGUUCAAGAUCCUGAUCAUUGGGAACAGCAGUGUGGGAAAGACCAGCUUCCUGUUCCGCUACGCUGACGAAUCAUUCACGCCGGCGUUUGUCAGCACGGUCGGCAUUGACUUCAAAGUCAAAACCAUCUACAGGAAUGACAAGAGGAUCAAACUGCAGAUUUGGGACACAGCCGGUCAGGAGCGAUACAGAACGAUCACUACAGCGUAUUACAGAGGAGCAAUGGGCUUCAUCCUGAUGUAUGACAUCACUAAUGAGGAGUCAUUCAGUGCUGUUCAGGACUGGUCCACUCAGAUUAAGACGUACUCCUGGGAAAAUGCUCAGGUGCUGUUAGUGGGAAAUAAGUGUGACCUGGAGGAGGUGAGAGUAAUCACUGUGAACAGGGGGAGAGAACUGUCACAGCAACUCGGUUUGGGUUUUUUAGAAACGAGUGCGAAGGAAAAUGUGAAUGUGAAGCAGACAUUCGAGUGUUUAGUCGAUUUAAUCUGUGAGAGAAUGAAGGAUAAUCCAGACGCAGUGACGAACAGCAGCAAUCCUCAAGGGGCAGAUCUGAACAAACAACCACAACGAUCACACAAAGACUGUGCAUGCUGAACACACACACACACACACACACACACACACACACACACACACACACAGCAAACACACAAGUAUAAGAUGACAUAUUUGAAUCAAAUCCCAAUGAAUUCUAAUAAUUUUUAUUACAUGUCAACAGAAAAAGCUGCAAUUUAAUUCAGUUCUAUUUUUGUUGGUAAAUAACAUUAGGCACCAUAAAGUGUAAUGUGAGUUUAAACUAAAAGGAGAGAUUUUAUUUAUUAAAGGAGUUUAUUAUGGUUUCAAAACUGUCGAAAAAGAGCCAAGAAAAUGUGAUCUGUAUCUUUUAUUUAUUUAUUUAUUUAUUUAUUUAUUUAUUUAUUUGCAUGUUAUUGUCUGUGUGAAGUAGAAAUCAGUUCAAUAUUAAGUGACAAAUCAAAAGUAUAAUUAUAGACAGAUGUAUAAAUAUAAAUAUAAAAUCUUUAAGUAAAGAUUCUGCUGUAAUGUGAUUUGUAAAGUUAUUUUUCCUCCUCAGGAAUAAAUAUGUUUAACUAAUAAUCGAAUGUGGAUGAUUUCACACAUAUUUCAACAUUAGUUAUUGUGUCAAAAGUAGAGCUUACUGCACAUGCG
This is a messenger RNA of Tachysurus fulvidraco (yellow catfish), 1506 nucleotides long. RefSeq names its product ras-related protein Rab-3A-like. NCBI's taxonomy places the organism in Eukaryota, Metazoa, Chordata, Actinopteri, Siluriformes, Bagridae. Gene Ontology annotation, biological process: protein localization to plasma membrane; regulation of exocytosis; maintenance of presynaptic active zone structure. The record is from RefSeq and is a predicted model, not a curated record. The transcript is spliced from 5 exons. Gene Ontology annotation, molecular function: GTPase activity; GTP binding. Gene Ontology annotation, cellular component: axon; plasma membrane; synaptic vesicle membrane. The coding region runs from base 277 to 933 and encodes 218 amino acids.